AGCUGUUGUUCCUUUGAGCUUUUCGUUUUGAAGAGAGUACCCUCAAUGAGCCUUAGUGGGCAUUCACAAGGCUCAAGAGACUCUCAAACUUAGUUAAAAACAUAACCCCUCUUAUAUAUCAGACCCUUACCCCUACUCUCAACUACCACUCUUCUUACUUCUCCCCCACCUCCGCCUUUUUCAAAAGAGCAUUUGUCCCCAAUCUUUCAGUCACUGCCGCAUGUUACAGAAACUCUUUCGCAGCAAGUCAACGGCAAAGGACUUGGACGAUAAAGCUGCAGAGGCUCUUUUGGAUCCCGAUCAGUGGAAAUUAGACCCUAUUGACCCCGACCGAGUUCGAGUUUUACUUUGUCAGGAAGGCAGCAAUAGCAGCAAGUUUGCAUUAUAUGAUUCUCAUCACCCUCCCACCAGUGAAACUGGAUCAGUGCGAAUACCAAAUGAUGUGUCUCGAUCAUGGAAUGGAACUCAGCUUCAUACCAUCGCCAGCAGAGCAAAUGAAAUCGUUGGUUCUCUCGCUGAAGGCAGACGAAGCAGCGACUUUCGAUCCUACAGUGUGAAGACACUACCGUCCGUAUCGAGCCAUGAUGGUCUGUCUCAGCAACGCAAGCAAUAUCGGAAAUUGGACAUCAUUGGAGACAUGAUAUUUGGAGCCACUCCUUUGGCUUACAAAGGGACCAGCACCAAAAUCCAUUACAAACGAGAUAAGCACCCACAAAUCAUCUUGACCAACCUUUUUACCAUCAAUCCUCGCGAGCUUGAAAACCAACCUAUUCGCCGUGGUUCAUUUUCGUCUGUCAACAGUGAUAUGUCAUUUUCGUCAUCUGCAAGUGGGCCAUAUAUGGAUGGCACGACGAUAUUUGGGCCUCGAUUAUCGCACCGCCCAUCCAUUUCCAGACCUCACUCCAUUGUGGAUGACAGUCCCGAAUUGUCGAGUGAUGAUGAAUCUUCUCGAUAUUCUUCUGUUUCACCUUUCGCUGAACAAUUAUUUGGACGGUCACCGAAAUCCCGAAGAUCUUUAAAUAGCAAACGGUCUCGUCGCUUCAGUCAAACCAGCAUUGAAGACGGAACGUUCAACCCAACCCCUCUUCCCAAUACACGUACGUAUGAUGUGGUGGAACCCAGUACUGUACGCCAUCCCUCAAGGUCUAUCAAAUAUGCAUUGGCUGUGGUCAUCACCCUAGAUAAUUCAGAAACACAUCCACUUUUGGAUCUUAUUUUUUCCCACUUCGCUGUCAUUGAAAACAAACUCCACCAACUUCAAGUCGUUGCUUUCAAGUUGCUCUGUAAUCAUUUUCGACGAUCUUCACCAAGACAAAUGCAUUUGAGCGGACUUAAUUCAAUUUUUGCUCAACCACAGCGCAGAAGUCGAGGAAGUUUGCCUUUUUUGUCAGCAAACACCUUUCAAAACGACCCCAUCUUAUUGGAUGCCGUUGCCAAAUUCAAAGACUCCAUAUGUUCACUCUAUAACACCCCAAGAAUUCAGGUAAGCUACCUGAAUAACUUUCAUGCAAAGUUACAUGUCACUCAGUCAUCCUGCAGGAACCACUAUGGCUAAACAUGUCAACAUUUUCACAUCGACGGCCCGAGUAUGCGAAUCAUCUUUUGCGCGAGUUAACCAACCUUAUGGACCUGUACGACAAUCGGGCGCAAAACUUCUUGAUAUCCACAAUGAUGACCGCCGUUUUAACAUAUCAUCUUUCGUGGGUGCCGACGAUACGACCGCCUGAAGAGAGCA
This is a messenger RNA of Umbelopsis ramanniana AG, 1735 nucleotides long. RefSeq lists its product as uncharacterized. Gene Ontology annotation, cellular component: cytoplasm. Lineage: Eukaryota; Fungi; Mucoromycota; Umbelopsidomycetes; Umbelopsidales; Umbelopsidaceae. The record is from RefSeq and is a predicted model, not a curated record. Gene Ontology annotation, molecular function: ATPase inhibitor activity; protein-folding chaperone binding. The transcript is spliced from 5 exons. The coding region runs from base 221 to 1555 and encodes 444 amino acids.